Messenger RNA from Leopardus geoffroyi (Geoffroy's cat), 727 nucleotides. It is a transcript of the gene FABP2, whose product is annotated as fatty acid binding protein 2. The transcript is spliced from 4 exons. Gene Ontology annotation, cellular component: cytosol; nucleus. Gene Ontology annotation, biological process: fatty acid transport. The record is from RefSeq and is a predicted model, not a curated record. Lineage: Eukaryota; Metazoa; Chordata; Mammalia; Carnivora; Felidae. The coding region runs from base 65 to 463 and encodes 132 amino acids. Gene Ontology annotation, molecular function: fatty acid binding.
UAAAUUGUCCCCUAAGGACAGACCUGAAUCUCUGACUGCCUAGAGGCUCACUCAACCGGAGAUCAUGGCUUUUGAUGGUACUUGGAAGAUAGACCGGAAUGAGAACUAUGACAAGUUCAUGGAAAAAAUGGGUGUUAACAUGGUGAAAAGGAAGCUUGCAGCUCAUGACAAUCUGAAACUGACAAUCACACAAGAAGGAAAUAAAUUCACGGUCAAAGAAUCCAGCAAUUUUCGUAACAUUGAUAUUGUUUUUGAGCUUGGUGUCACUUUUAAUUACAGCCUAGCAGAUGGAACUGAACUCAGUGGUGCUUGGAGCCUAGAGGGAAAUAAACUUGUUGGAAAAUUCAAACGGGUAGACAAUGGAUGUGAACUGAAUGCUAUCCGAGAAAUUGUAGGUGGUGAACUGGUCCAGACUUACACAUAUGAAGGAGUAGAAGCCAAGAGGAUCUUCAAAAAGGAAUGAGCUUCGUUUUUGGAGCACAGCCCAGAACACAAAUUGAAUAGAAAAUCUAUAUUGUAUUAAAACUGUUUUUCUCUCCCUGAUUAGUCCUUUUGUAAACAUAACCAACGACUUAUAUUUCUAGUCUUGCCAAGGCAAAAGAAGUAAAACUAAUUAGGAUUUAAUUUGUUUUACAUUCUCUAAGAUGUACAUUUAUUGCUGUAUUCGUGUUGGAAAAGAAUUUGUGACAUGUUUUAAAACAGAUGAAUAAACUUUGUUCCCACAUUG